CAUGAUAGUAAGAUGCUCAUUUCAUUCAGUCCGUGGCCAGUUGUUGGCGAAAGUAGAAGUAUUUUUAUUUCUAAGUUUUCUAAUUUUUUGAAGUGUUUGUAUUAAAUCAAAAAAGUGCCAAGUAGAAAUUAAAAGUGCCGUUACAACACAGAAGUGAUCACAUGCAUACAUUUCAACUUAAGCGUUUGUGAUUUUCCAACUACACAAAUACAUACAUAUUAAUUAAAACAGAGUAACAAUGCAGCAUUUAAGCCGCGUAUCUACGCGCCAACUUGUCGCACUCACACAUACAACCAUAAAAUCAUGGCAAGCGCCACGUGUACUCAUGCAAACACGUUGCUUAGCGACCGUGCCAGUGGGUGAGGUGUUAUUUCCCUCGAAAUCUGACUUUCCCAGCCGUCAUAUAGGGCCGCGUAAAACGGAUGUGGUGUCAAUGUUGGAUACGCUGGGCUUUAAGUCCUUGGAGGAACUUACGAAUAAGGCCGUUCCCAAGCGCAUACAACUGAAGCGAGAUUUGAACUUGGAUAAACCGUUAAGUGAGUAUUGCUCCUAACAUAAUCAGGGCUAUCACUGAAACCAUCGUAGUCUGAUUUUUCGUGAAAUCUACGUAAAUGCUAUCACUGAAUCCGAAUA
Rhagoletis zephyria (snowberry fruit fly) is the source of this 633-nucleotide messenger RNA. RefSeq names its product glycine dehydrogenase (decarboxylating), mitochondrial-like. The record is from RefSeq and is a predicted model, not a curated record. NCBI's taxonomy places the organism in Eukaryota, Metazoa, Arthropoda, Insecta, Diptera, Tephritidae.